This is a messenger RNA of Porites evermanni, 2519 nucleotides long. Lineage: Eukaryota; Metazoa; Cnidaria; Anthozoa; Scleractinia; Poritidae. The record is from the annotation of a GenBank genome assembly.
AUGCCUUUGUUUAAAGUGUGCGAUGUCUCAAGGAGAAAGAGGAAAGCAGUAGUAGCAAAUUCUCUUGAAGAACUUAUCGCCAAAGGUACAUGAUUUAACAUGACAAUGUUAAUUGAGCUUCUUCGAAAUGGUUAACCACUACUGAUCUAUAACAAAAUACUGGUCAUUUUCGGAGUAUGAGUCCUUGUACUUUAAUUAAUAGCCCUCGCUUCCGACCUCAGGAAUAAUUGUCUAUGACGGCUGUUGUUAACACUUUCUAAACAGCUGCAAAUAUUCACCCUUUAAGACGACAAAAAUUUCAAAAUUUUACUUUGAUUCUACUGUCUCGGGGAACGAUUAGGAUCCAUAAGCCCAUGAAGCCUGGCUUUCAUCCCAAUUUGUUCACUUUAAUACUCUCCGACCAAAAGUGCAAAACGAAAUACGAUUGUAAACGACCGCCCGACCUGGCAUUAUAUUUUUUCAUUUCAUUUAAAUUUUGCUUUGAAAAGUGGCCAGGAACUAAUACUCAUUAAAAUAGGUGUUUCUGAUUUCUAUCGACAAGAGGAGGAAUUCCAAGCAGGUGCCGACAAAAGUAACCCAAGCGAGCCCAAUUAACUUAGACAACACAAGGCAGAGUAUUUCUACCUUACACAGUUUAUAGUGCUGUUCAUUUGUCAAAUCUUAUUUUCCUCAGGUAAAAAAAAAUUAUGCCUGGAGGAAAAGGAAGAAUGUUUCUUAUUUGAAGAGUACGAUGGCACAGAAGUUGAUGAUGACGAAAGUCUGGUAGAGUACGAAAAGGGCAGUUCUUUUGUUCUCGGUAAAGAGUGGAUUGCAAAUCCAGGCACAGCAUCUACACAAAGCUCUGCUGAUGCUUCCCCUAAGGAAGCAACUAAAGAGCAUCCCGCCCACUUCAGUGAAGUUCUGGUCGAAAGCAAAGCAGAGGAGCCUCCUACAAGCUGGCACGAAGUUGCCGACACAGAAACGGGAUCAGAAGAGGACAUCCAUUGCUCGACUGCUGAAACAAGUGGGUAUGCGAUUACCAGGAUCUGGUAAUCUUCUUUAAUCAAGUUCAGAUUUUAGAUUAGUCUGCUUGGCAAAUGCAAAGAUAAUGAAAAAGCGAGAAAACCGGUCACCGCACUUAGCGCAGAGCAUUAAAGGAAAGGAGAGAAGUCAAAUCGUGUUUCCCUGUUCCUCAGUUGUUCUUCUCAGGCAAAUAAUUUCUUCUCAUUUCUUAGCCUCUUCACAAAUACUGCCCGCAUCUACAACGCAGACGAAUUAAAAAAUCCUGUGCGGUAAUACCAAUUAAUCGCACUUUUAGGGGAAAAAUUGCAUACAUUACAUUAUCAUGACAGUAAAACGUAUAUUGCAUUUUUUGGCAGUUGCCAAACAGGAGGAAAAAAAAACUAAAUCUGUGGACGAAACCAAAACAGAGGAGCCUCCUACAAGCUGGCACGAAGUUGCCGACACAGAAACGGGGUCAGAAGAGGACAUCCAUUGCUCGACUGCUGAAACAAGUGCGUAUGCGAUUACCAGGAUCUGGUAAUCUUCUUUAAUCAAGUUUAGAUUUUACAUUAGUCUGCUUGGCAAGUGCGAAGAUAAUUUAAAAAGUGGGAAACAAUGUCACCGCGCUUAGCGCAGAGCAUUAAAGGAAAGGAGAGGAGGCACAUCGUGUUUCCCUGUUCCUCAGUUGUUCUUCUCAGACGAAUAAUUUCUUCUCAUUUCUUAGCCUCCUCGAAAAUCCUUUCCGCAUCUGCUACGCAGACGAAUUCAAAAAUCCUGUGCGGUAAUACCAAUUAAUCGCACUUUUAAGGAAAAAUUGCAUACAUUACAUUAUCAUGACGGUCAAACGUAUAUUGAACUUUUUGGCAGUUGCAGAACAGGAGGAAAAGAAAACUAAAUCUGUGAAUGAUGUUCUGAUGCGGACGCCCUACUAUCACGCCAAGACGAAUAAUAUGAAAAUAUAUUCGCCAAAGGAGAUCGAAUCAGCAACCGGAAUGGAAAAGAAACGACGCCAGUUUUGGAAUGACAAGGCGGAGCAACUGGCCCAAAACCAAAAAACUAGAAAUCAAUCAAAGACGGUGCUGAGUGGUUUAAUCGACGUUUCCUGGACGCUGCGUAAGACGUCCAUGCUUGAAUCCGACGUGAAAAAGCUUCUGGAUGAGGAGAAAGUUCUUUUUCGUAAAGAUGACGUCGCAGGAAAGAAACUCGGAACUCAGAAAAAGGACACCACCAGUAAAAACGUGGAGAGGAUGUCAGCCGCUCAUCACGCAGUAGAAGGCAUUGAUCAAGAGGUGGAAGAGGUUCAGGAAGCCUUUCAGGCAGUACAAACUUUGGUUGACAGGAGAAAGUACUCAAAAGAGUAUGAGAGGAAGAAACUCCCGUUAGAUGGCGCCUACACCGAACUUAAGCGCGCCCAAGAUGCGUUAACAAAAUCAAUGAAGGCUAAAGAAAGGGACAUAGAAAAUCGCUUAGCAGAAAGAAGUGGUAAUGUCGAUGUGGAAGAAGAUGAUGCAUGUCCUUCUAGUCUGGGGGAAAUUUGA